UAUUUAUCGCUAGGCAGUGUGCUGGUCUGCUCUGGUUCGGGGUCCUGUGAAAGGCAGAAGCACAACGUGAUAGCCAUGCCGAAAUCAAAGAGGGACAAGAAAAUCACUUUAACUAAAACGACCAAGAAAGGGUUAGAAUCCAAACAGAAUUUAAUUGAAGAGCUACGGAAAUGUGUGGACACGUACAGACACAUCUUCAUCUUCUCUGUUGCGAACAUGAGGAAUAACAGGUUAAAAGACAUUCGGACUGCAUGGAAACACAGCAGGUUCUUCUUUGGGAAAAACAAAGUCAUGAUGAUUGCCUUGGGAAAGGGCCAUGCAGACGAGUACAAGGACAAUCUACACAAGGUCAGCAAGUACCUAAAAGGUGAAGUUGGUCUGCUGUUCACCAACAAAACAAAAGAGGAAGUCCAGGAGCAUUUCAGCCAGUUUAAGGAGAUGGACUUCGCCCGGUCCGGGAACAAGGCCAGCCUGGCAGUGACUCUGGAUGAAGGGCCCUUAGAGCAGUUUCCUCACUCCAUGGAGCCACAGCUCAGGCAGCUGGGACUGCCCACGGCGCUGAAGAAAGGGGUGGUGACGCUGUUGUCGGAUCAUGUGGUGUGUAAGGAAGGGGAUGUCCUGACCCCUGAACAGGCUCGGAUUCUGAAACUCUUUGGGAUCAAGAUGGCUGAGUUCAAGGUGCUGGUUAGCUGCAUGUGGAUCGCGGAGUCUGGGGAGUUUGAGAAGAUGAGCGAGGAGGGAGUGGAGGAGGAGGAGGAGGAGGAAAUGGAUGACGCAGAGGAGGAAGACGAUGAAUAAGAUGCAAUAAAGACUGUAUUUAAAACACCCAACGCGUGCCACCUGGGCUGCAAAAUACUUGGUUGUCAGUGCUCUCUGAAAACCAUUCUGAUUUUUUUAUGUAAGAAGAUAAAGUCCCCUUCUGUUGGACUGAUUGCAUUGCUCAUGAGCACCGUGUCCUGCAGACUGGUCCGUCACACUGUGUCUGAGUGUAGUUUCAGUACACGGCACAGUUGUUUUUAUAGUUCACCGUUACUGAUCCUGAUCUGAGGUUAUCUGGAGCAGCUGAAUUUAACGACUGCCAGCCUUGUUUGUUUUCUUUCUGUAAUUAUUAUUAUUUUUUUUUUUUUUUACACUUUUGAGUUUGCAGUUGCAGCUUGUGCGAAUGAUGGCUGCAGAACUGGAAAUCUGUCUUUAGGUUAAUAAUAAGAGAAUCUCUUUCAGAUCUCAAGUUAUGUCGGGGACACAAACCAGAACAACAGUGCCGCGUUACACCCACGUUACCCGGAACUCACUAUGAACGUGAUUCAUAUUUAUAUAAUACAUGAUCUUUAGCAACACGAUUAAUGAAAGGAUUGCUACUGCUCAGGGUAAAGUUUGGAUACACUAACAGGUAACAGAUUUACUGUCGAGUAAGCCAGAGUGUGGAUGGGUUCUCCGCUAGUUAAUCUACAGGCAGGGCUGGAGAGUCUUCACCCACACUGGAAUGGACUGCAGCCCACAGGACUUUGUAAAACUGAAACAAAUGGAAAUGUUUGUUGUGGGUAUACUUAUUGUAUAAUGGUUCUAGUUUCACAGGCUCCUGUUUAGCGUUAAUAUGGAACCACGUGAUAUAGGUAUUUCAAGGUAAUCAGGUUUUGUGAAAGUGGAUGUAAAUGUACAGUACAGGGAGUGUUUGCAACAUAUUUCUCUUUUCACAAGCUGUGAGAAAGCAACUCGAACCAGUUAUCAGUUCGCCAAUUAAAACAGCACCAAUAAACUCAAUGAGAACCUUU
Polyodon spathula (Mississippi paddlefish) is the source of this 1772-nucleotide messenger RNA. RefSeq names its product mRNA turnover protein 4 homolog. Gene Ontology annotation, molecular function: RNA binding. Gene Ontology annotation, cellular component: nucleolus; preribosome, large subunit precursor. The transcript is spliced from 8 exons. Gene Ontology annotation, biological process: ribosomal large subunit assembly; ribosomal large subunit biogenesis; nuclear-transcribed mRNA catabolic process. NCBI's taxonomy places the organism in Eukaryota, Metazoa, Chordata, Actinopteri, Acipenseriformes, Polyodontidae. The record is from RefSeq and is a predicted model, not a curated record. Bases 76 to 798 code for a protein of 240 amino acids.